GGGCUGAGGCGUGCCUGGCUCCGCCCCAGGGACAACAUCGGGACCCUCGCGCUGGAGCUGGACUUCUGGACUGAGAACAGGACCGUCUCUGUGACCUCGGCGGGGAAGAGCUACUUCCUGAAUCACUAUUGGGUCCCUUUCGGGGGCCCCAGGCCCGAGUCCUACAGCAAAGACGCGGAGCUGGCAGCCUCCGUGCCGGGAGGGCACCGGGAGACUCUGUGGGCUGAGCUCAAGGCCGGGGCCGAGUCUGGCUGGGACUUCUCUUCGCGCUGGCUCGUCGGAGGCCCGAACCCCAGCCUGCUCAGCAGCAUCAGGACCAGCAGGCUCGUGCCCGUUGACCUCAACGCCUUCCUGUGCCAGGCAGAGGGGCUGAUGAGCGACUUCUACUCCAGACUGGGGAACGACCUCCAAGCCGCAAAAUACAGAAAUUUGCGGGAACAGCGCUUGGCCGCCAUGAAGGCCAUCCUGUGGGAUGAGGAGCGAGGUGCCUGGUUUGACUAUGACCUGGACAACGGGAGGAAGAACCCAGAAUUCUACCCCUCCAACCUCGCUCCCCUCUGGUCCGGCUGUUUCUCUGACCCGGGAGUCGCGGACAAGGCUCUGAGAUAUCUGGAGGACAGCCAGAUCUUGACCUACCAGUCCGGGAUCCCGACCUCCCUCCGGAAGACGGGCCAGCAGUGGGACUUCCCCAAUGCCUGGGCCCCCUUGCAGGACCUGGUCAUCAGAGGUGGGACGCAGCACCGGCCACAUCCCAGCGCCUGACCCCCCUGCAUCGAGAGGGUCGGCCCCCUGACACUGGGGAGGUGUGGACAGAGGAGGGGAGGUCUUCCUCUGGCUCUUCUGUUCUGGUGGCUUCCCACUCAGACAUUAUGUCCGCCCCCACCUGCCCAGGGACCCCGGCCCCCUUCCUCCCUCCACACCCAGGC
Suricata suricatta (meerkat) is the source of this 926-nucleotide messenger RNA. RefSeq names its product trehalase-like. The annotation marks the transcript as partial. Lineage: Eukaryota; Metazoa; Chordata; Mammalia; Carnivora; Herpestidae. The record is from RefSeq and is a predicted model, not a curated record. The transcript has 5 exons. Gene Ontology annotation, molecular function: alpha,alpha-trehalase activity. Gene Ontology annotation, biological process: trehalose catabolic process.